Phymastichus coffea is the source of this 6521-nucleotide messenger RNA. RefSeq lists its product as uncharacterized. The coding region runs from base 417 to 5987 and encodes 1856 amino acids. Gene Ontology annotation, molecular function: protein binding. The record is from RefSeq and is a predicted model, not a curated record. NCBI's taxonomy places the organism in Eukaryota, Metazoa, Arthropoda, Insecta, Hymenoptera, Eulophidae. The transcript has 6 exons.
CGCCGCCGCUCGCAACAUAAGCUUUUCUUGUGAUACACAAAAGAAUAAUGCUGCAAAAUGAGAUAUCGACGACGAGGAAAACGCCCGAUGAAGGAAGCGAUCCUUCAAGAUCGUGAGAUGAAGAGAGCCGAGCAGAAAACGGUAAAGAGCAAAUGGAUGGCGAACAAUUGAAAAGUAAGAGUAAUUGAAAGGACAAAGAAUACUGGAAAUAGAAUAUAUACAAGCGUAGCAUGAAAAAUUGAUCAGUGGCGUGCACGCCCAGUGUGCCAUGGUCACAGGCAAGUGAGUCAUAAAGCGACCUUUACACGUGCGAAGGUACAAUGUCAACAUCGGAGCCUUGGACAGAGCGUGUAGGAUCUUAGCCUAGAAUUCCGCAGCCAUUGAUCGACGUAGCUUCCACAGGCGGAUCGCGCGCGAUGAAUUUGUUCAGUCCGAAGAAGAAGAAACUCGACGAGAUCAGUCAGUCGAGGAAACUGAUCUAUGCCACUUGCAACGGAUGGACGAACUCGGUGGUGGAAUUGGCCAAGAGCGGAGUGGAUGUGAACGUCGAAAUCGAAAGUGGAAUAAGACCGCUGCACAUUGCCGCGGUAUCGGGCAAUAACGCGACGCUCAAGGCGUUGAUUCGAUGCGGAGCCGAGGUGAAUUGUCGGGAAAACAAUUACCUGUCGACCCCUCUGCACUUUGCCGCGGUAAAAGGGAACGUGGUGAGCGUGCAGGACCUCAUCAAAUUGAAUCGAGAGAUGGCCGACCGAGGCUGCAGCUUUGCCGGCGAGAUAUCGCUGUCGGACAGCAGAACCUAUUCGGCAAGUUACGAGGCUGUGAUUCUGACGCUGGCGAGGAAGGGAGCCGACUUGAACGCCAAAGACGCCCACGGAAAGACGCCGCUGCAUCUCGCCGUGCAUUAUCGUAGCGACGCGGUGAAAACGCUUCUGGGACUGGGCGCUGAGGUGGACGCACAGGACAACGCAGGACGUUUGCCUUGGCAUUACGCUCUAGACUAUAACAAUUGCGAGGGCCUGCGAUGGCUGCUGGCGUUCGGCGCAGACAUCAAUGACAUCAAUAUGUUUUGCCAAUUCGAACUCGACAAGAUCAAGUACAUUCUGACGCAUUACUCGGACGUAAAGUAUCUGCUGUUCGAGCAACUGACCAGGCUGCAAGCAGCCGGACUCUUCAUCUCGAGGGUUUACGCUGCGCACCUCUCUAGCACGGAGAUAUCGCAGAGUUACUACAACGAGUGCGUCGAAGAGGUGAGGAGAAUGGAGUUCUACGAGAUCGACGAUGGCGUGUCGUUGUUUGAUCUACUGCACAUGAGUCCCAGGCACAAAGUUGUCUACACGAAAGCUUCGGAUAAGACCAAGAGUAUGCUGAUCAAGUUCGAGACGGAGUUUCCCAAUUAUUAUGGCAUCAUUCGUGCGAGCUUCUUCGACGAGAAUAAGAGAAAGCCGUUGUUAGAUAAGGCUAAGUCAGCCUGGUAUCAUUUAACUAAUAUCAACUUGCCUGAUAUUUGCGUUGAGCAUAUAUUGAGCUAUUUGAAUAGUUGUUAUUUGAAAAUUAUGAUCGAGGCUGCGAAAAAUUGCGAAAUGACAAAUAACAACAUCAAUUCCAGAGUACGCGUUAAAAACGGACGGAAACUUCUUGGCCUCUGCAAGGAGUUGAAAAGGUGGACAGAAAUUAAUUCGCUUUUAAACGAGAAUAGUGACAUAAACCUCACAAAUCCAUUAGGUCGCUCAGCACUUCAUUACGCAUCGGAAAAAGGAUGUCUCGAUCUCAUUACAAAGCUAAUCGAGCUUGGUGCAGACAUUCACUGCCGCGAAAAUGAACGCGGAUACACUCCAUUGCAUUUUGCAAUAUUUAGUAGUAAAACACCUGUAAUCAAGCUUUUACUUGAGGCUGGAGCAGAUGUCAAUGCUGCAGCUAAUCACGGUGUUACACCGUUACAUUUAGCUGCUCGAUUAGGCCCUAUCAGUCUAGUAAAGUAUUUGAUAAAAGAAGGUGCAGACGUUAAUGCAAGAGAAAACGUUUUCGAUUUCACGCCAUUGCACAUCGCUACCUACAAUAACGGUGACGAAAUUUUAGAGGUACUGAUAAAAAAAGGCGAUAGCGAUGUCAAUUGCGCGGCUCACGAAGGACUAAGUCCAUUGCACAUAGCCUCGAUGUCAGGUGCAAUUAAAUGUGUAAGAAGACUUAUUGAAAAUGGUGCCAACGUUAAUUGCAAAAUGAAUAAUUCUCGAAUCACGCCAUUGCAUGUAGCUUCGAUGAAUGGAUUUUUCGGAAGUAUACCUGGCCUCACGGAAUUCUUUGAAAGUACGGACGACGAUGCCAAGCAUAUACUCGAAAAAAUUGUACCUUGGAAGCAUCUGGAAGACGAAGAUUACGAAUCUGUUGUGAAGGUAUUGAUAGAAAGCGAAGGUGAUUUACAGGCCAAAGAUAUUUCGGGUGCGACUCCACUCCACUUCGCAGCACGUCAUCAGAGCAAAGUGCUCAAAACACUACUGAAGUACGAUGCUGAUGUAAUUGCUCAAGACAAUAUCGGUCGAUUACCUUUUCACGAAGCAAUGGAACAUGGUGUUGGAUUAGAUUGGCUACUAAGAUAUGGUGCAGAUAUCAAUGAUAUAGGUGAAUCUUGCGCGGAUUGUAUGGAAGUUAUCAUGAAACGAUGUCGAUUUAAGUAUCAAUUACUCGAACAUUUUAUCAAACUGAUCGCCGCUGAAUUACCCAUUGCCGAUGUUUACAGACCUUACAUAGAGGAAAAUUACUACAAAAGCUUUUUAAACGAAUGUAUGAAAGAGGUAAAGAAGAUGAAAAGCCUUGAAAUUGAAGAUGGUUUGACAUUCUAUGAUCUGUUGCAUUCUGUUGUAAGCCCGCAAUCGAGUUAUGAACUACCUUAUAAUCUUGAGUUUAAAUUUCCGAAAUAUCAUGGGAUUCUGCGAGCGGGUUUUAUUGCACCACUUAAAAGAAGGCAGCUACUUGAUUCAGCUAGACUCGCUUGGUAUCACCUGACUAAUGUCAAUUUGCCUGCUAUCUGCGUGGACCUUAUGCUUGGUUUCUUGAAGACUUCCGAUUUGAAAAUUAUUGUCAGAGGAGCAAGAAGAAUUCGUUUCAAUCUGAACAAAAGUUUUCUCCAUCGUCUGCGAAAAUUGUACAAAAAGUCAGCGACAAAAAACGACGAAGAAUCAAUAACAGCCAUGACCGUGCUCAAUCAAGAUUUAAUACCCGACUUCCAUUCGGCUUCCUUAGAAUUGAAUCUCGCGAGGAAACUCAGUCCACACGUGUGCACCUUCACAUCGUUACAUUUGGCCGUGUUCACCGACGCUACGAUCGCCGACUUGAGAUGGUUGUUGAUCGAGGAAGACGUUAAUGCCGUGGCUUACAACGACAUGACUCCACUGCACAUGGCAUUGUGUUUGAAACUGAACCCUUUGGAAAUGGUCAGGUGUUUGAUAGAACAUGGUGCAGAUGUGAAUUGUCGGAUGAGGAGUUCUCAAUUCACGCCGCUGCUGAUUGCCGUCUACGUAGAUUGUCGCGACGCUUUAGAAGUGCUCAUCGCAAGUGGAGCUGAUGUAGAUGCAUCGAGUGACGAAGGCUUGACUCCGUUAAUUUUAGCUUCGGCACUGGGCAACCAAGACAUGGUGAAGAUUUUGAUUCAGUGCGGUGCUAAUGUUAAUUGCAAAUUGCAAAGCUCCCAACUGGCACCGUUGCAUCUGGCGUCGAUGAAAGUCGAUUGCGAGCUUCUAAACCAAAUUAUUCGUUCCGGUCGAGAAUUAUCGAGUGGCGAGGAUAUGAUUAUUAUGGAUAUGGAGAAAAGUCGCAUCGUCGAAGGAGGGCGCGAGCAAAUUGUUACUUGCCUUUUAGAUAAUGGAGCUGAUAUACACGCUAAAGAUGUGUCAGGUAAAACAGCACUUCAUUUCGCUGUUCAAUACGAAAAUUUCUGUGUUGAAACACUUUUGAAGUUUGGCGCUGACGUCAACGUUUGCGACAAUAAUGGCCGUUUGCCUUUGCAUUAUACAAUAGAUAAUCGACAAGCUUAUAAUUUAGAAUGUUUACUUAAGUACGGUGCUGAUAUUUACAAUAUAGAACAGGUCGAUCGAUUGGCUCUUCGUAAAACUAUCGAAGGCAAUAAUGGACCACCAAUGUUAUUAGUCUUUGAUGCGCAUAUCAACGCUGUCUAUGAGGCGUGUAGAAUCAGCACGGAACGAACUGCAAUUUUCCAAGAUUUACUGGAGCAACGUAUACUCGAGUAUUUGGUGAAAAUGGAAGCAGCUAAUUUACAUAUCAGCGAUAAUUCGAAAAAUUUAAUCGAUGAAUUUGGCUUUGAUCAUUUUUACGUUGAGUGUUUGAAAGAAAUUGACAAGAUGAAAAUAUUAAGAGAUAAAUGUAAUAUCUCACAUCCGAAAAUGGCAGAAGGUACCGUCGACACGGACAAUCGCAUAGACGGCAACCAAAGACUGGUUCAACUGUGUAAAAAGCCAUGGAUCCAAGAUGACGAAGAGUCAAUAAAAAUAAUUUCAGAAAUGGAGGAAUUGCUGGUGCAAGAAGACAUCGACGUGAACGUCGUUGAUAAAGAUGGGCAAUCGGCCCUUCAUUACGCAGCGCAAUCAGCUCGCAUCCACCUAAUUGACGAGCUGAUCCAUCUCGGCGCAGACGUUCACCGUAGAGAAAACAAACGUGGUUUCACAGCAUUGCACUUCGCAGUUCUCUCCGGCACCAUAAAAUCAGCCGUGGAGCUUCUUUUGGCAGCUGGAGCGGACGUCAACGCCGAAGCUGAUUUCACUGUCACUCCUUUGCACAUUGCAUCGUUUAUAGGCCCAAUGGACGUACUUACGUGUCUGCUCGAACGCGGGGCUGAUGUGAACCGGCGCGAAGCAAUUUUUAAAUUCACCCCGCUACUCAUUGCAACUUACCACGGCAGCAGUGAAAUUGUGGAUCUGCUGAUCAGCAAAGGCGGUGCUAAGGUCAAUGCUGCGACCGAUGAGAACUUGACUCCUCUGCACGUAGCAGCAAUGCUCGGCGAUGUGAAAAUCGUGAGAACAUUGAUCAAGUCAGGAGCGAAUGUAAACUGUAAACAUAAAAGUACUCAGUUAACGCCUUUGCAUUUGGCAUCGACGAGCGGCCAUAACGAAGCUGUCAACGACCUCAUAGAAAUCGGUCAAGCACUGACGAACGUCGGAAGCAGCGUAAUCACGGAAACGAUGACGUAUUGUUCGAUAUCGAUGGACGGUCGUCAGGCCGUCGUCGACGUACUGUUAAAAAAUGGCGCCGACUUGCAAGCUAGAGAUAAUUCCGGCAAGACAGCUUUGCACUUGGCGACUCGUCAUCGAAGCAACGUCAUUGAAAUUCUUUUGAAGGCCGGUGCUGACAUCGACGCAACGGAUAAGGACGAGCAUGUGCCGUUGCACGAAGCAAUAAAAAAUAAAAACGGCGAAGGUUUGGCUUUGCUACUUUCGUACGGGGCGGAUAUCAAUGAUGUAUUCGAGCAGUGCGAGCCUCGACUUGUUACGACUGCGCUUUACGAUUACGUACCGUUUCUGUUGCUCGAACAUUUCACCAAAAUGAUAGCUGCGAGAUUGCUGAUCGCCAAUGUUUUCAAGCGCUACAUCAGCCAAUACGGCUUGCAAGUUUAUUACGGCGAGUGCGUAAAAGAAGUGGAUAAGAUGAGGAAUUAUAAGCUUGGCAAUGAAAUUGUUCUUUACAAUUUGUUGCACAUGAAUCCAAUGCGUCGCUUGACUUUCAUUAAAAAUGUACCCGUUAAUCUUGAAUCUAAAUUUCCGAAGUACUGCGGUAUUAUUAGAGCUAGUUUUUUAGAAGCUAGUAGGAGGAAACCGUUAAUACAACCAUCAAUGGUGGCUUGGAAUCGAUUAACUGGAAUUACUUGGCCUGAAAAAUAUCUAGUAUAUUUGCUUGCUUUCCUUGAUAAUGGGUUACUGAAAAUGAUUAUUAAAGCUGCUGCCAUCAAACCUAUUGUCAAACAGGAAACACUACCAAAAUAGAAGAGUAUAAGUAAUCCAAUGAGUAUCAUAUUGGAUAUUUUUUCUACAUUGUAAGGCAAUUAAAAGCAAGUGUCUUGCAUCAUAAUUAUUUUAUAGAAGUUUCUUAAAAAAAAAGACUCGUUUUUUGAUAAUAAAAAUGUGAUGUUAACGAAUGACUUCGACCUCGACGAAGUUAAGAAAAACGAAUAAACUUUAUUGCAUCAAGCGACCGUGUAGGCCGAUCUUCUAAUGGAGGUACUACUAAUACUACUCCGAAGAGAUGUAAAAGUGAAUUGCUCCGACAAAAUUUUAAGGCCACUGACACUUGCAUGUAGUGAAAAAUUAAGAUUGAAUCAUUUCAGAUUUGAGAAACUGAAUUCAAAAUUAAAGUUUUGUGAACGUUCAAUUGUAAACCAAAAUCUUUUGGGUAUAUACGUUCCGAUUGCUUCAUUUACAAUUACCGGUUUUGACACCAUUAGUCAAAGCUAAUUUUCAUUACACGAACAAUUAGUUUACAAAAAUUAUUUUCUUUGAAUUACCUAAUUGUAAAUAGUA